GAGAUUGAACUUUUUCCGAGUCGGUUCAUCGAGCUCACGAGCGGCUCCGCUCGUUUACCACCGAAUUGUCACAUGCAAGCGAUUAGCAAAUUUAGCAUAUUUUCCGAAAAUACUCUGGAUUUAUUUUCGUGAAGUCAUGGUAAUAAGAGCUGGAAAAAAGGGGCAGGAUGGUUGACAUUCGUUUUGAGAUGUGAGGGGAUGUCCUUAAUUAAAAUACUGCUCCAACUACAAAUCCUUAUCCUUCCAUGAAAUAAAUAUUGUGUUUAGUUUGACAGUGUCUUAACCAAUGAUGCAUCAUAGAGUUGUAUACAAAUUCUGAUUAAUGUAACAAAUCCUUCCUAUAGUUCCUACCUCAAGUUCAUAAAGUUCAAAAAGAUUUGUUUCCCUACAUCUUCCUAUAUCUCACACCCUUAUAACAUAUAUAGAUAGAUCAUUGUUUUGACUUGUCCGAAUGCGUAUUAGCUCAAAAUCAUCAGCAACAAUGCUAACAAAAUUUCUUCUGUGUUCUCUUCUCUUCCAUUUCGUAUUAAUCGAAUGUCUUGUGGCGGUUUCUAACGAAACCAACACAAAGACGCCUUUGACAACUAUGACAAACGGCGGUAACAUAGCUAAGCCUGGGUGCGAAAGCAAGUGUGGGAAUUUAACUAUUCCAUAUCCAUUUGGAAUUGGAAUAGACUCAGGAUGUUCUAUAGAUCCUCAAUACGAUAUCAACUGCAACACUUCUUUCAGCCCUCCAAGGUCCUUUCUUGGUAUAGGAAAUCUUGAAGUUAUUGAUGUAACAAACUCCCACAUGAGGAUCAACAACUGGUUGGCUUACAGAUGUUAUGACCAACUAGGAAAGUCGAUAAGGGUAACCUCAUUCUCAAUCGAGUUAUCUCCAUACUUGAGCUUUUCAAAUGCAAAUAAGUUCACUACCAUCGGAUGUGAUGAUUAUGCCAUUCUAUGGGGAACUCAAGGGCUUAAUUUCUCAACCGGGUGUGUGUCUCUUUGCUCUACGAAAGAGGAUAUUCGUGAUGGUUCUUGUACUGGUAUAGGUUGUUGCCAAAUCUCAAUACCAAAGGGACUACAACGUUUCGAAGCUGCCCUUGGAACCUUCAACAAUCACACUAAUGUGUGGUCCUUUGACCCUUGUGGUUAUGCCUUUCUAGCAGAGCAAAACACAUACGCAUUUCAUUCAUCUGACCUCAUGGACAAAACCUUUACAAACAGAACCAUCCAAAAUGUCCCGAUACUCCUAGAUUGGGUGAUUGGGAAUAAAACAUGCGGUCACUCACAAAACUCGAGUGAUUAUGCAUGUCAGAAGAAUACUUAUUGCAUUGAUUCUGACACAGGUCUUGGUGGGUAUCAUUGCAGCUGCUUGGGUGGAUAUGAGGGCCAUCCAUAUCUCGACCCAGGCUGCACAGGUUAGUACUUCUUUUGUAUUUUACACUACACUUACGGCUUACCAUAGUUAUCUAGAUAAGCUUACUAUUAUGAUGUUUAUUUCUUAUUUUCAGACACAAAUGAAUGUGAGAAUAGUCCAUGUGUAGCAAAUUCCACAUGCACUAAUUCACCUGGUAGUUAUAAUUGUUUGUGUCCUGAUGGCCUCACGGGUGAUGGCACCAAACAUGGCACUGGCUGCUAUAAACAUAAGAAACCCAUAUCAGCGCUAAAGUUAUCAAUAGGUACAUAUAAAUGAUAAAUUCAAUGUCUUUAUCCUUUCUUUUGGCUAUGUUACGUGAAGAUAGAUUUCAAGUAUUAAGCAAAUUAAUGUUUACAGCUGUUAGGAACCAUAAGGUGGUAACUUUGGUUUAACAUCUAGGAUUCUUAAAUGUGAAUUUUCAGGUUUCGGUUUAGGCUUCUUGGUUUUGAUAAUCGGCAUUAA
Molecule: messenger RNA, 1864 nt
Organism: Erythranthe guttata (spotted monkey flower)
Lineage: Eukaryota; Viridiplantae; Streptophyta; Magnoliopsida; Lamiales; Phrymaceae
Source: RefSeq, a predicted model, not a curated record